GCAGAACACGACCGAUCGCCGCGUUGACCGCACCACACCGAUUGAGCCCCGACCAAACGUGCUACGAUAAUACGCAAUUCGUUACCGUGGUAACGAUUUACGUAGAUAUCUCUGUAAAUGUGACGUUGACGUGUAUGUGACAGUCGUGGUAAUGUUUUUGUUUGUGUUUAUUGCCAUGGAUACCUGAGAAUUAUCGAAAUCAACUGGGUUUGGAUUUUUUUAUUUAUAAUGGAUGAGGUACCAUCCUCGGUAUCAACAAAAGUAAUAAACGCCACAGACCAGAGUAAUGAGGUAUGGUCCGAUAUCCUAGAAGACGAUUCACCAAUACCGCUCGACGCAAGCGAAGGAGGAUUCUUUUCGGGAAACUUUGUACCGCCGCCACCAAGACCUCUUUUCCUAGAUGAAACUGCUACCCCCGAUGGACUUACAACGUGUGAUCUCUGUUCAUGGUCAUUCCAGUAUCAAGGUGGGGGUUUCAAUGUAGAUGCUUCUAAAGAAACUCCGGAACUUGGAUGGGUCCUAACAUUAAUAAUAGUAUCUUUAAUAUCUGCACUAAUAGGAGCUAUAGUUAUGAUAGUAGUUCUACAUUGUAAGCGAUUGAAGACGACGCCUGUGGACGAAAGUGAACGAGGUGUAGCUUUAAAUCAUAGGGUGGUAGCUCAACGGCCACCUAUAAAUAUUCCGGAUGAUAAAGAAAUAAGUACAAUCACUUCCACGACAUUUCCAAAUCUACCAAACAUUCAGAAUUCGAAUAAUGGAGUAUGGUCGUGGUUAUCAAGAAGAAAUGUUAGUUCUCCGUCUCCAUUAAACACCCCUCCAACGUUACCUGCGGAAAAUCAUUACACACACAUGGAAGAUGGUUACAACAGUGUUGGUGAAGGUCUUUACGCCGAACUAGAUAGAGAGAGCGCAUCGGAAGAUAACGACAGAGAUAGCAAUAGUCCUGCUUAUCAAAAUUCGGCUUACACGGAUCCUGAUGCUCCAGCUUCUAGUGCUCCAAGUAGUGCUUACUACUCCGAUCUCUCAACAACUACAGUUCCAGAGAGAGCUUACGAAAUAGUGGGAUUGGUGACUAUGCCUCCUUGGGACAAUAACACGGGUGGUUGUGAACAGAGAAGGCCAGGGCAAAGGUUAGCAGCUAUUAGUGAGAGUAGUGCCAGCGUACCCUCGGAUUACGUCUGACAUGUACUAAAACUUUUAAUUUUAGACAAAUUGAACAAAAUGUCAAACAAAUGUAGACUGUUUAGUAUAACUUUCUCAAAUCUUGUAUUGCAAAACUUUUAACUGUGAUGACAGGAAUAUAUUUCAUUUUUAUACAAAUUGAGUCAUGUGAAAUUUAAUAACAAAAUUACAGUUUUUAUUUUAAUCGCAACCUAUUCAACUCACUAUGUAUAUAAAAGAAAUAUAAGUGUCCCGAAUGUAAAUAUUUCUAUAAUACUAUCUUGUACUUAAAAUGUAUUGUAAUAUAAAAAAAGAAUUUAUAAAAAAAAUUAAUCAAAGAUUAUUCGUAUCACAUUGGUAAAGAAAGAAUAUUUUUUUCCAAAUUUUAAGUAGGUACACCAAAUAAUAUUGUUUACCAUUAAUAUUGACGAGGUAGUACAACCAGUUAAGAUUAGGAACAUUAUUUAUUAUUCUUUUUGUAUUUAACAUAACGCGAGGUUAGAAUAUUUUGUUCUAUCAGCACUUUUUUUAUAUUUUCACUUAUUUUAGUCAAUGAUGUUCCAUCUACUUACAAGGCAUCUUUUUUAAAUACAUAAUGCAUUUUUGAAUUGUUUACAUAAAUAGAUUUAUUAUAAAUCGGAAAUUGCCGGAAUUUUGCAUAUAUCAGUUUAAGACGAAGAAGAGAAUUUUUGUGGAAGAAAAUUUGAUCGCCAAUGUACAGACGAAACCACAACAGUUAUUUAUAUUAAUGUGAAGAAUGUACUUAAUUGCUUUUUCACAAUAAAAUUUUGUUUUUUUUUGUUCCAAAGAAUUGAAUAUCUGCAAUUUAACAGCUCAUUGUAUUGUUCUAUAUAGUUAGAAGAUAUACAUGAGCAACAGGGCAUAAAUAUCGCUUCUGCCUUAAUUGCCCUCCUUAAAAAGUUUUGAUUGUCAUUUCAAGUAUUGAAAAAUAGUACUUUGGUCGUACACUUGUGUUCUGCAGAACGAAAACUUCAGAUAUAUCAUCCGCCUUAAAGGACUCUAUGAAAGAAUUCUUACAAAUCAAAAAAAUAACAAAAAUUAUCAGAGCCAGGGCACAGUCAAAUUCACAAAUACAAAUAGAAAAUAAAAUUAAAAAAUGCCUAAAGGGUGUGGAUUACUAAGUUUUUUUCACCUGAACAUUUUAGUUAGUAACAACUCUCUCUAAAUCCGUUAUAGGCCUCUAUCUAUUUUUCUAACUCGGAUAUGACACAUCCGAAGUAAUCACUUCCAAUUCCAAUAUCUUCAUCGGGUGUUCCAUAAAAUACGCUUAAUUCCAUCGUCUUUCCUGCAAAAUACUCAAGUUUUUCUUGUUCAGCUUUGGAAAACUUACAGAGUGAUUCGUAAUGUUCAGCAAAGGUAAUAAAAUCUUGGUCUGGUCUUAUUCGUGUGAAUAUUUUUAUUAAUUUUAUAAAUCAUAAAAAUGAAAUUCGUCGCUAAAAUUUAUCACCCUAUGCUACAGCCUACUGGUAAAUCCACCACUGCAAGUAGUUUUAUUGUAGGUACCUACUUGACAAUUAUUUUUUGAAUUUUUAAAUAAAAUACCCUGAUAAGUAAUUUAUGUUAUAUCCACAGACUUAAUAACACAAGAGACCAAAUUGUAUACAUUUCUAAAGUGAGCCAAUCAGUAACCCCUCCACUUUCUAUACCACAACACAGUGUAGCCAAUUAACAAGCAGUACAAGUUUAUGAAGAAAAAAUAAAAUAAAACAGGAACUAUUUAGUAUAAUGCGCAAUUAACUAAUAGAAAGUAGUUAUUUAAAUUAAUUUUUAUAUAAAAUUUUUUAAUAAUAAAAUCAAACUGUUCCUUAUAAAAUAAAAAUUUCAUCUAUUCAUUAUUCAUAUGAGAUUUCUCAUACGACUUUACAGCGUACUAAAUGCAAGUAUUUUUACCUCCAAAUUUCUGCAAAGAGGAUUUAUACAGUUUCUUUUACUUUAUGAAUCCCUGAAGAACUCGCUUUAUUCCCAUUUCCAAUUCCAUUUGGUUGUAUAACAUUCAACUCCCAACAUUUAAUUACUUCACCUUGAAAAUAAAGCAAAAUAUCAAGUUCUUGAUUUUAAGAUACGCGGUGGUUAAUAUUUGAAAGAAAAAUUGAUCAAAAAACGAUUAGAAGUGCAUUAAAAAUACAUAUAAAAUACUAGCGUUAAAUGUGAUAAAUAUAAAACUUAAAUAUUGUUCAUGAUAUUUGAAAAAAUAGUCAAAGAGCAAAUGAACAUAGUCAUACUAUAAAGUUAAUUUUAGAGACUUUUCGUCGUUUAUAAGUUUUGAUAUUCAUAAUAUCUGUGCUUAUCUGUGGAAAACAAUGAAUAUCUGUUCACUUUAUGAACUCCAUUAAAUUAUUUGGUUCGUGGUUCUGUGGUUUGUGGUAAAGUGGAUCAUUUACUUCCAGAUUUAACAUUUCACAGGUAAAUGGUUUUAUGUCCCUUGUGUUAUUAGGUCUGAGGUUAUAUCUUAAUAUUGAACUCAAAAUUAUUCAACAAUACAAAUAUAUCUUUUUAAACUAGUGCACAGUUCAAUUUUGUUGUUUUUCGUUUACCAUGUAGAAGUUUUAUUGAUACGAGUGAUCCCAUUAUUAUAUGUACAUAUUGUAAGAUAUAUUUUAUUUAUAAUUAUUUCAACAUUCCAACAUUUUUGUAUAUGUGCACUCACUUUGAUACGCACUGACAAACCACACGACUGGUGUACCUGAUAUAAGAACUAUCAUGUAGGUACUAUAAAUGUUUAUUGUUCAUUUUAUUUAUCUAUAACAUUUUUAAGAAAUAUGAAUUCCUACUGAAUAAUAUAAAAUGCACAUGUUUUCUUUAGCAAAUAUACAAUGAAUCAAUCUUUAAGUCUAAUCAUUAUGUAUCCAAUUAUUUGUUUUAUAAUAUAGUUUACAACAGUGUAAACUGUAAUUAAAAAUCGUGGAAAUGCGCGAUAAGAUCAAUCAAAGCGGAAUAAUAUCCAGAAAAAAUUUUUUCAGCAUAUAAGAAGAGAAGAUUUUUAUUAUUUGUGAAGAUUUUAAAAACUAUUAAGUAAUUGUAGAUUAAUAUAGAAAUUUGAUAAUGUUAAGAUACAUUUUGAACACUUUUAAGAAUAUAAUUCUUUUGAUAAUGUUUUUUAGCGAACAUAACUGUACCCUAUUCGCCACUAAACCGAAAAACUGAUUAAAUAAACGACUCCUGGACAUUAUUAUUCUAGUUUAAACGAGCUAUCGUGAAGUUUUAAAAGCUUUCUCUUAAUUUUUCAGCAGUUUCAACUUUUUAACUCAGCUAUUGUACUUGCAUCACACAUACAUGAUUAUACAAGAUUCUCUUUGAAAUUUCUUGGUUUAAAUUUAAUUAACUAACACUUUCUCAUGCGCUAUACUAAUUGACCUUGACCAGAAUCGAUCAUUUUUUAAACCAACAUAAAAUAAUAGUAGGCUGAAACCCAUUGGAAAAGAGAAAAUUACAAUAAAAAUCAAAGGAAAAAUAAUUAAAGGGCGAUAUGAGAUCGAGAAAAGAAAGGGAUGAUUUUUUUUACAAAAAUCAAGUUUUUUGAAAUAUUGUCCAUGUGAUUUUGUCAUUGUAAUCAUUGUUGGCCAGCAAUUCAGAUGUGGAGCGAAACAUGAAACUUUUUCUAAAACUUGACAUUUUUCUUAUCUAUAUUCCCUUAUCACGUUUACGAAAAUGUUGUUUGUUGCGACAAAAAUUACAAAAUUCCGAUAUCUCUAUGAUCAUCCAUAAGUUACUUAUUUUGAAUUACGUAUAAUAAAUUUGAAUUUCUACCAAUUGUUAAAAUUAAAAUGUGUGGUUACGGUUCAAUGAAUCCAUUUCGUCAUAAAAAAUAAUGUUUUCGUGAACCACCUAAAUAAAGAGAACAUGAUUUUUGAAAAAUUUUAUUCAGUUUUAUGUUUCGCCUCACUUCGAAAUUGCUAAAUUGCCCAUAUAUAAAAAUAUCUAUUAUAAAUGUCAAAUUGUGAAUAAAGAAUUUAUCAAUAA
Diorhabda carinulata is the source of this 5142-nucleotide messenger RNA. RefSeq lists its product as uncharacterized. The record is from RefSeq and is a predicted model, not a curated record. Lineage: Eukaryota; Metazoa; Arthropoda; Insecta; Coleoptera; Chrysomelidae. The coding region runs from base 229 to 1182 and encodes 317 amino acids. The transcript is spliced from 5 exons.